This is a messenger RNA of Biomphalaria glabrata, 678 nucleotides long. RefSeq lists its product as uncharacterized. Gene Ontology annotation, molecular function: calcium ion binding. Bases 137 to 565 code for a protein of 142 amino acids. Lineage: Eukaryota; Metazoa; Mollusca; Gastropoda; Planorbidae. The transcript has 4 exons. The record is from RefSeq and is a predicted model, not a curated record.
AAAACGACUAACCAAAACGGAAAUCAUGUUUGUAAAUAGCGAUAUUCUAGUGUUGCUAAGUUAGUAAAUGGACCAAGAAGGUUUUGUAUAAAUUGAACUACAAAACAGGAUAUUUCUAUUCAUUGGAAAGGUCAAAAUGUCUUUAAUGUACGCUCUUGUACUGUUAUUGCCGGCCUUGGCUUUUGGCCAAACUGUCAACCUUAAACCCUAUAACUUGACUGCUACGGCCAUGUUUUUACAGACAGACACAGACCUGAGCGGGGACAUUGAUAGACCUGAGCUCGAUGCAUCAUUCCGAGACUACGACACUGACCGCAAUGGGCGUGUCAGUCGCACUGAAUACAUGACCUACUUGAGUAUACACACACCGAGUCUGGCGGCGCUCCAUGACGCACUCUUUGACAUUUAUGACGUAGACAAUGACCACAUCCUGGAUCACCACGACUACGACAACUUCUUCGGCCUGAUGGAUGGCAAUGGAGACGGCUUUGUUUCGCAUUUCGAAUAUGUCAGGUAUUGGACAAUUUUACUUCAAGACCUAGAGCACCUACAUUUGGAUAAUUAAGGACUACAGUCUCAUGAGAAAUUGUUAUGCACUGAAAAUGUACACAAUUGUUUUUAUGACACGACAGGAAUCAAAAUGAUAAUUAUUUACAAUAAAAUAUGUUUUUACACAUA